This is a messenger RNA of Poecile atricapillus (Black-capped chickadee), 2424 nucleotides long. It is a transcript of the gene RNF139, whose product is annotated as ring finger protein 139. Gene Ontology annotation, cellular component: endoplasmic reticulum; endomembrane system. Gene Ontology annotation, biological process: ERAD pathway. The transcript has 2 exons. Gene Ontology annotation, molecular function: ubiquitin protein ligase activity; zinc ion binding. The record is from RefSeq and is a predicted model, not a curated record. NCBI's taxonomy places the organism in Eukaryota, Metazoa, Chordata, Aves, Passeriformes, Paridae. Bases 193 to 2184 code for a protein of 663 amino acids.
UCCCGCCCCCGGGCCGGCGGGCAGGAACAUGGAGGCGGCGGCGCGGGAGAGCCGGGCGCGCCGGGCGGCGGGCGCGGGGCGGUAGCGGCUCCUGGCCGCCCUCCCUCCCUUCAGCCCUCCCUUCCUUCACUCCCGCCCCCUCCGCUCCUCCAGCGGCGGGAGAGGCGGCCCGCCUGCCCCCCCGCGCAGGGCAUGGCGGCCCCGGGCCCUCCGCGGCUGCCCCAGCUGCGGCUGGGCCCGCGGUUGCGGGCCGGGCUGGAGGUCGCGCUGCGGGUGCCGAGCCUGUUCCUCAUCGACGCCAUCUUCAACUCGGCCCCGCUGCCGGGCGGCUCCGUGAGCGCCGCGCUGCUGGGCGCGCUGCUGCGGCUGCUGGGUGUCUUUGUAUCCAGCGUUGUUCUGGUUUUACAACAGCGAGCACUUUUCAAGUUCUACAUGAUCGCCUCAGCAUUUCUGCUGGCUGCAACUUCAGUGUUGGUGAAUUAUUAUGCUGCUUUGCACAUAAACUUCUACAGUGCCUACUACACAGCUGCAUUUGGAAUUCAGAUCUUCCCACAUAAAGGACCUUCGCUAUGGAUGGCACUUUCCAUCCUUCAGCUUACCUUUGGAAUUGGAUAUGUUACACUGCUAAACAUGCAGUCCAUAUACUCUCAACUCAUCAUCCUGGAUAUACUGAUUCCUGUAAUUGGCUUGAUUGUUGAAUUACCUUUAAAUGUCCGGCAAGUACUUGUUUUUAUUUCAGGCCUAGUUCUGACACUAAAUACCACAGCCAUUUUAGUUACAAAAAUGAAGUGGUUCUAUUAUUCGGUACGUUAUGUCUAUCUGCUGGUGAGGCACAUGUAUCGUAUUUAUGGAUUACAGCUAUUGAUGGAAGAUACAUGGAAAAGGAUUCGUUUUCCAGCUGUACUGCGUGUCUUUUGGCUAACAAGACUUACGGCACAAGCUGUGGUAUUAACAUAUGUUGUAAAGAUGGCUGAAACCAACACGGAAGAAAAAUUCUUCCUGAUUUCAUGGGAUAGCUGUUGGGAACUGAUUUGCAGCCUGAUCAUAAGUGGGUGUGACUCUACUUUAACUGUAUUGGGCAUGAGUGCCGUCAUUUCCUCAAUAGCGCAUUAUUUGGGACUUGGUAUCCUGGCCUUCAUUGGAUCAACUGACGAGGAUGACAAAAGGCUUGGGUUUGUAGCACCUGUCUUGUUUUUCAUUCUGGCUCUGCAGACUGGUUUAAGUGGACUGAAACCAGAGGAACGAUUAGUUCGCCUGAGUCGAAACAUGUGCCUUUUGUUGACCGCAGUCCUGCAUUUUAUCCAUGGAAUGACAGACCCCGUGCUGAUGUCUCUCAGUGCCUCCCAUGUGUCAUCGUUCCGCAGACACUUCCCUGUACUGUUUGUCUCCGCUUGCCUUUUCAUUCUUCCAGUUCUGCUCAGUUACAUCCUCUGGCACCACUAUGCACUAAAUACUUGGCUUUUUGCAGUCACAGCAUUCUGUGUAGAGCUUUGCCUAAAAGUAAUAGUUUCUAUCACUGUUUAUAUAUUGUUUAUGAUUGAUGGCUACUAUAAUGUGCUAUGGGAAAAACUUGAUGAUUAUGUCUAUUAUGUUCGCUCAACUGGCAAUAUUAUUGAGUUUAUAUUUGGAGUAAUCAUGUUUGGAAAUGGAGCUUACACAAUGGUUUUUGAAUCGGGAAGCAAGAUUCGUGCUUGCAUGAUGUGUCUCCACGCAUACUUCAACAUCUACCUGCAAGCCAAGAAUGGCUGGAAGACUUUUAUAAACCGCCGAACUGCUGUGAAGAAAAUCAACUCGCUUCCAGAGGUAAAAGGAGCUCGGUUACAUGAAAUUGAUGAUGUCUGUGCAAUCUGCUACCACGAGUUCACCACCUCUGCGCGCAUUACUCCAUGCAACCAUUAUUUUCACGCACUUUGUCUUCGGAAGUGGCUGUACAUUCAGGACACGUGCCCGAUGUGCCAUCAGAAAGUGUAUAUUGAGGACAAAGAAAAUGCCAAUAUAUCUAACAACAACGGGUUUGUAGCACCAAACGAAAAUCCUGUACGGGUUGCAGAAGAAGCUGCUGAUGCUGAAAAUGAAUUAAAUGAAGAUAAUGACAGUUCUGAUAGUGAUGAGGAAGAUGGUGACUGUGUGGCACAGCACUUGAAUGAGACUCUUAAUGUUGACUCUAACUCUCUUGGUGAUUAGGAUGUCCUUUACUAAGCCGUGAGGUAUUUGUUCAAGAUUGACUUCAACAGAAUAAAAGUAUCACUUUGUAGUUAUUGUACUUAAGCACAACAGCAGUAUCUCAAUGUUGAGUCUGUGAAUGGUGGUUGUUUACUGUGGUGUGUGCUACUGUAAAUAUACCUCUAAUUUUUGCUGGUCUUUUUCAUGACCACCUUAAAAUUAUGUACAUUAUUGUACAUGGAAUAAAAUGUUUUCACGUUU